AUGUCGCCGGAGAAGACGGAGGAGACGGUGAUGUCGCCGGAGAAGACGGAGGAGACAGUGAUGUUGUCGGAGAAGACGGUGAUGUUGCCGGAGAAGACGGAGGAGCAGAUCGCCGGGAUGGUGGUGGUGUGGGAGGUGCCGACAGAAAUUAUUGAAGUGGAAGAAGAAGAAGGUUCUAAACCACAUGAACAACUCGAAGAUCAAUACUUUUCUUCAACAUCGGACUUAGAAGAAGAUGAAGAACAUGGGGUUGAGAUUGUGAUCCACAUUCUAGAAGAUGCUCCAUCACCACCGGUGUUACCUAGUGAUCAACCUGUUAAAGAACCUGAAGAUAAUGAAGAAUCCGAUGAAGAUGAAAAUGAACCUGCUGAAGAACAUGGAAAUGAAGAUGAUAAAGAACAUGGAAAUGAAGAUGAUGAACCCGCUGGAGUUGUUCAGGUUGAUCAAGUGUUCAAUUUGGGUACAAAAUCGGUUAUUCGUGAAACUGGUUCGGAUUUGGAACCGGUUUUUGAGGGGCGAAAAAGAUCUAUACGAGAUUCAUGUAAUAUAUUAUUAAAUCCCGUUGAAGAACCUGAAGAUAAUGAAGAAUCCGUUGAAGAUGAAGAUGAACCUGCUGAAGAACAUGGAAAUGAAGAUGAUGAAGAACAUGGAAAUGAAGAUGAUGAAACCACUGGAGUUGUUCAGGUUGAUCAAGUGUUAAGUUUGGGUACAAAAUCGGUUAUUCGUGAAACAGGUUCGGAUUUGGAACCGGUUUUUGAGGGGCGAAAAAGAUCUAGUUUGGACGUGGAAAUGUUAGAAAUCAUUGCAGUGGAAGAAGAAGAAGGUUCUAACCCACAUGAACAACUCGAAGAUCAUUACUUUUCUUCAACAUCGGACUUAGAAGAAGAUGAAGAACAUGGGGAAGAGAUUGUGAUCUGUUGGCCCCAAAAUGGAUCUUUGAUCUCUAGACAUGAAUCGAACUUGAAUAUAAAACCGAAUAUCUUUACAUGUGAUUCUGAAUGUGUACAGGGAUUGUAUUAUAAUUGA
This is a messenger RNA of Helianthus annuus (common sunflower), 1026 nucleotides long. RefSeq names its product chitin biosynthesis protein CHS5-like. NCBI's taxonomy places the organism in Eukaryota, Viridiplantae, Streptophyta, Magnoliopsida, Asterales, Asteraceae. The transcript has 8 exons. Bases 1 to 1026 code for a protein of 341 amino acids. The record is from RefSeq and is a predicted model, not a curated record.